Molecule: messenger RNA, 1010 nt
Organism: Zymoseptoria tritici IPO323
Lineage: Eukaryota; Fungi; Ascomycota; Dothideomycetes; Mycosphaerellales; Mycosphaerellaceae
Exons: 3
Coding region: 349-762 (137 amino acids)
Source: RefSeq, a predicted model, not a curated record
GAGUCGUCUUGCGGUCUAACACUGUCGUAUCCUAUUGUGCGAGAGACAUCUGGAUAUCGAAGAAGAUAUCGAUUUGCGCAGACAUGCGUGAGAUCUUGGUACGGAUUGCGAUCACCUUUGACGACUCCAAAAUCACUGAUCAAUACCGUAUCCUAGGUAGUCGUGAGCAAGUCAAGGGUCGAUGGGAACCUUUGGGAAGAACUCGUGUCAUCCAAAUCCCCGUCGCAAGCAGGAGAGGGACAAACUUUCGAUAGUGCGGAGACGCACGGAGCGGUGUGAGAAGCACGAAACGAGAGUGGUCUUGACAAGCACGGAGUGGUGUGAAAUGGCAUCGCUCUGAUACCAUAUAUGUCUGCUGAUCCGGACUCUGCUUCUUCUUCUACUUCCUCCUCUUCUUCAAGUCCUCCUCAAGCAACAACAACAACAACGACAGGUCCUCUGGUCUUUCAAACACUCCUCGCAGUCUCCGGUCUCUCAGCCACUCCAGCAUCUCUCCGAGAUCUCUCUCUUUACUACGACAACAACAACAACAACCAACACCACUCCCGGCCGACAACAAUGCGUUUCCUCAUCCUCGUCGCCAUGACCAUGUCGGCUGCCUACGCGGCGAGCGGGACCGUCUGCACAUUCGUUGGUGGCUGCAGUAAGCAGGGCGUGCCCUGUAGCAAGGUCUGCUGCGACAUCAAUGGGUGUGGCCGCCCGUUCGAGGCGGGCGAAUGUUACGGAAACAAAAGGAAGGGCUUCCACUGCCAAGACCGCUAGCCGCUACAACGAACAUCGACCGAGACGAUGGGAAGCAUAUGGAAGAGUCUCCGGGGUGGAUCUCCACGAUUGGUGAAUUGGAGGGAGUGAGCCGCGACAUGGACUUGAUGGGUUUCUUUCUUGCUUGCUUCCGAAGGCUUCCUUGUCACUUGCUUUCGAUUGCCCGGUUGCUGCGUGGGAAGUUGUUGUAGAAGACUAGCCCUGGGAGAGGCAUCAGAUAGCAAGCAAUUUGACCGUUGUCUGUCUGU